AUGGGUAAGAGAGGCUUGCCACAUGGGGCGCGCCGUCUUCUGGGAUAUCAUGUCAGCCGCAAGGAUGUGAGCCUCGUCAUUUACAGUCGUGACGCCUUGGCUGCCCCUCUUAGGCUUAUGUGUGAGAUGAUUCGUGAGAUCAAGGCCAAAAUUUUUCGACCAGAUGUCACUCGCAGCGGCAUGCUUUCUGAGGCUCCCCCGUCGAAGGAGCUUCCACCUGAGGUCCCUGAAAUUUUGGAGCCCGUGCAUUCCGACUCCAGUGAAGGGUCUGCCGACGAGGAAGACGAUGAGGCCACUGAUGAGGAGAAGGCUGUGGCACUGUGGCUGAUGUGGCGGGCCCUUGGGGGCCCCAGGCGGCUGAGGUGGAUCGGGCAUGUGGCAAUGUGUUGCAUCCGAGAACUGCCGCUUCUGGAAGGAGAUUUUCUGUUCAAGAUGUCUCUAGCCGACAGCGAAGCAGUUUUCAAGGCCCGGGCAACGGCCUGCGGUUUAGCUGAUGGAGAUUUCGCGAAGCUCAAAGCCGAAGGGCUCGAGACCAUGGGCAUGUUUGCCUUUUCUUGCAAUUUUGCGCCGGGGGCGGCCAGCGAGGCCCCCUUUGUCGAACUUGUUGAGAAAGUCCUGGGAAAUCCCCCGACAGUGAAGCAACUCGCAUCUUUCCGGCGACUGUUCGCGGAAAGUUAUUCCGCCGUUGCCUCCGACAUCAAGACUCAGAUCGAAACCACGGACGAGUCCGUGGCCCGAAAAUUGCCUGCAGCUGAUCGAGCCCAACGCUUGAAAGAGCAACAGUCUCGUAUUUCAGGCUUUCAGAUCCGUGGACCCUAUGAACCAGGUGAUUCCUUGGUUGACCGCUCGGUACAGAUGCUUGAGCAGGACCGGUUGUCUUACCUGGAAUGGGGCUCUUGCGUAAGUCGCGAACAUGAAUUGACCACAAACACAAGGAAAGAUAACUCCGUUACAUUCGACAACAAUGGCCUUUUGCGCAUGGCUAAGCGAGACAAAAUCACACCAUGCGAUUCUUCAAGUGAACUUCAGGUGCGGUACUGCCUUAUGCGCCGGGGCUUGGCCUUGGACCAAGCGGGCAUCUUGACCUACGACCUCCACGAAUCCCUCAUUGAAAAACUCUUUCAGGCUAGGCUCACGGUUCCGCCCCCGAACUACUCGAGGGUGCAGAUGACCCAGUUGGAGCAUGCGGACCGCAAGUUCUUCGCCCUUCUUGGUGAGCACACGCGGGCAGGCAUCAAAGCGUCCGCUGCAGGACGCCCAUGUGACCUUGCUUUCAAGCUUUGCCUGGAGUGUACGGAUUUCCUGACGUUGCUGCAGCCGCGCCCUUUUGCUGUCCAGAAUUAUGAUCCUCCCAGGAAGUGGCGCAAGUUUGAUGACAACAAAGGGGGAGGCAAGGGCAAGGAUAAAGGCGGCAAAGAUGGAGGCAAGGGCAAGGAUAAGGGCCGCCAAGGUUCCAGUGACUUCGCAAGAGUGCCGCGGGCUCUGUUGGUUCUUGGUUGCAUUGGCAUGCACCCUCAAACGAAGCAGCGUUUUUGUUACAACUUCAACUUGAAGACGUGUCAGGAGGGUGCAAAUUGCACUCGCGGUGCACACAUGUGUGCCGUCAAGGGCUGCCAUCAGGCUCAUGCGGCCAUGGAUUGCCCCCGCAAGAAGACCUCGUGA
This is a messenger RNA of Symbiodinium sp. CCMP2456, 1662 nucleotides long. NCBI's taxonomy places the organism in Eukaryota, Dinophyceae, Suessiales, Symbiodiniaceae. The record is from the annotation of a GenBank genome assembly.